AUGGGCAGUCCAUUCAAAGACCACCACCGCCACCAUCCCUCUCUCGCCAAGAAGCUCAUUCCAUGGACCUUUUAUGCUAUGAUCCCUUUAGUUCUCUUUCGUGUGUAUUUCUACCCUUUCGCCCUCCACCACACCACCACCCCCAUUCUCAGCUCCUCCUCCUUUGUUUCUCCUCCUCCUUCUUUACUAGAAGAGGAAACUUCUUGUGACUUCACUAGUGGAAAAUGGGUCCCUGAUAAGAGGGGUCCUUUGUAUAACGGUUCAACUUGUGGUACAAUCAAGGAAGGCCAGAAUUGCAUUGCCCAUGGCAGGCCGGACAGGGGUUAUCUCUACUGGAGAUGGAAACCAAAGCAAUGUAAGCUUCCAAGGUUUGAACCCAACACAUUUCUCCAACUCCUUAGAAACAAACAUUUAGCUUUUGUUGGUGACUCAAUGGCUAGAAACCAAUUGGAGUCACUUCUUUGCAUGCUAUCCUCUGUCUCUGCCCCUAAUCUUGUUUAUCGAGAUGGUGGAGAAAACAAGUUUCGUAGAUGGCAUUUUGGGUCUCACAAUUUCAGCAUCUCAGUCUACUGGUCACCGUUUCUUGUUAAAGGUGUGGAAAAAUCCAAUACCGGUCCCAAUCAUAACCAGCUGUAUUUGGAUCACGUUGAUGAGAGAUGGGCUGCUGACAUGAAUGGAAUUGACAUGGUUGUAUUAUCAAUUGGGCACUGGUUCUUACAUCCAGCAGUGUAUUACGAAGGGGAGCAAGUACUGGGCUGUCAUUACUGUCCUGGUCUUAAUCACACGGAGAUUGGAUUUUAUGAUGUCUUGAGGAAGGCUAUAAAGACCACGCUUAAGGCUCUAAUUGACCGGAAAAGGGCUAAUGGGAAUGGUAUCGGUGCAUUUGUCACUACUUUUUCACCAGCCCAUUUCGAAGGUGAUUGGGAUAAGUUUGGUGCUUGUCCAAAAACCAAGCCUUACAGGGAAGGAGAGAAAACACUUGAAGGAAUGGAUGCAGAGAUGAGACAAAUUGAGGUUGAAGAAGUGGAAGCUGCAAAAAUGAAUUCUAUACAACUUGACAGGUUCAGAUUAGAGGCACUUGAUGUCACCAAAUUAUCAUUAAUGAGGGCAGAUGGUCAUCCAGGUCCAUAUAUGCAUCCAUUUCCAUUUGCUAAUGGUGUAACUGAGCGGGUGCAAAAUGACUGUGUGCAUUGGUGCUUGCCAGGGCCAAUAGAUACUUGGAAUGAGAUAUUACUGGAGGUGAUAAAGAAAUGGGAGUAUGAAUCAAGAAGAGAAGAAUGA
Messenger RNA from Dovyalis caffra, 1281 nucleotides. Lineage: Eukaryota; Viridiplantae; Streptophyta; Magnoliopsida; Malpighiales; Salicaceae. The record is from the annotation of a GenBank genome assembly.